AGAGGGGAGCCCCCGGGACCCCCGGGACCCCCAGCAGCCCAGAGAAGGGGGAUCCCCAGAAUGGCAAAGUGAGGAGCCCAUAAAGGAAGGACCCCUGGGAUUCCCGGGAUCUCCGGCAGCCCAGAGAGGGCGGGAACCCUGGAGAGGGGGUUCCCCAAUACAUGUGAGACCUCCAGCAGCCCACACAGCAGGGACCCCAGAACCCCAAAGUGGAUGGACCAGCGAGGGGGAACUCCACUGCUGAGAGGGUUGUUUUGGGCUGAAUCUUGGUGGUUUGGAGGUUUUCUUGGCCAGAAGCCGCCCAGUAACAUCUAGAGAUGGCCUUGGGCAGGAGGAACCCACAAGCCAAUGCACUCACACUUUGUUUUUCCCCACACAGCAGGAUUUCUCCUUCCCAAACCUUGGCCAGAUGGAGGAGGAGGCUGCGAGGAAGAGGAAGAUGCCCCAGGACCCCCAGGCAGGCCCCGAGCUGAGGACGGAGAGCCCGGAGGACAAAUCCCCCCGGCAGAGCCUGGUGGGAGAGGCAGUUUUGAAGGGCUCCACGGCGCAGGAAGGCAGCGGGGAGGGAAAGCCACGAAGGUACCCCAGGAGGAGGGUCUCCAAAGCCAGCCCAGGGUGCUCUGAGGAGGAAAGACCCACCCUGUGCCGGGAAGGCGACGAGGGCUUGAGCCAGAGCCCUGACCUGGAUGUCCAUGAGCAGCCUCACACCAGGAAAAAGCCCUCCAAGUGCUUGGACUGUUGGAAGAGCUUCAGCCAGAGCUCCCACCUGAUCUGCCACCAGCGCACCCACAGCGGGGAAUGGCCCUACAUGUGUGGGGAAUGUGGGAAGAGCUUCAUCUGCAGCUCCAACCUGAUCUGCCACCAGCGCACCCACACUGGAGAACGGCCCUACAAGAGCUUGGAAUGCAAGAAGAGGUUUCAGACCAGCGGGAAUCUCCUCCUGCAUGAAAGGACACACACAGGGGAGAGGCCCUUCCUCUGCACCCACUGUGGGAAGGGCUUCAUCCAGAACUCCCACCUCGUCAGGCACCGGCACAUCCACAGCGGGGAGAGGCCCUACAAGUGUGGGGAGUGUGGGAAGAGCUUCAGCCAGAGCUCUGCCUUGACCUCACACCAACGGACCCACCAGUAAGGGAAGCCCUAAAGGUGCCUCGACUGUGGGAAGAGCUUUGUCUGCUGCUCCAACUCCAUCACCCACUGGAGGAGUGAUGUCUUCCCACAUUGGGAAGACACCUGGCUGGUGGUCUCCACAUCCUCCUGGUUCCCCACAGGCACCUGGGUGAACACAGUGGGAGAAACAUCCAUGGGGUCACAAACUGACCUGGGAAAUUCAGUGGGAAGAGCUGAUUUGUUGAAUUUAAAACAAAGACAUUCAACAAAGACAUCUAAAGCCCCACCAUUUUACUGGCAUUUGGGGUCAUUUGGAGAUCCAGGGGAAUAUUUGGGAGGAUUUGGAGUUUCUGGUGGGAUGUGGGGGAGAUUACCCC
Pseudopipra pipra is the source of this 1487-nucleotide messenger RNA. RefSeq names its product zinc finger protein 239-like. The transcript is spliced from 2 exons. The coding region runs from base 410 to 1132 and encodes 240 amino acids. Gene Ontology annotation, molecular function: DNA-binding transcription factor activity, RNA polymerase II-specific; RNA polymerase II cis-regulatory region sequence-specific DNA binding. Gene Ontology annotation, biological process: regulation of transcription by RNA polymerase II. Lineage: Eukaryota; Metazoa; Chordata; Aves; Passeriformes; Pipridae. The record is from RefSeq and is a predicted model, not a curated record.